UGAACUGCUCAACUUCAACAAACAGUAAUUUGCAAUCCUUAGCCAAAGGUACACAUUCAAGUUGAAAUAAGAAAGUGAACUUUUUUGAAAGAAGAUGAAAUUUGUGAUGCUUCUGCUGGUCUUCACUGCCAUGGUGGGCUUCAGUGCUCUUUGCCAAGUUAUUGACUCCCAAGUAUCAGACAAAAACGUGACAGCCAGUUCAGGAGAUGCAGUUGGAUCUGCUGAUGUUACCAGUCACACCAGAUCCACCAAGCAGAGAAGUGCAAACUGUGUCUGUGCAGGAAGAAGUAAAGCACGGAGAGGGUGUCAGUGCAAAAUGAAUAAUUUUAAAUAUGGACUCAGUCCAGAGGAGAGGGUCCUGUGCUUAAAUAAAGGCAUUCGAAAUUACAAAAAAUGCAAGACUGUGAUUCUCAAGACUGUGAGAACCAAGGAGGAUCCCAAACAAAUUAGUAUCCCAAUGUAAUCAUACACAUUCUAACUUCUUUGCAAGGCUAGCAUAAAUAUUCAGCAUUUGCUGCUUCAUACAUAGAGUAUUAUCUUUUAUUAAGCUCAUCAAGUAUUCCAAAAGGCAGAUGUGGGAGAUACCAUAAAUCAUUUAUUUCACUACAAUAUUAUGCAUAAGUACAGGUAUACAGAUUGCAUGUAGAAUAUAGAUACAAUUUUCACAAAGUGCCUUCUGAUGAUAUAUUUGCUAGAAAAAUAUUCUUUAGCUGUAUUUUAUCACAAUUUAAUCCAAUCUCAUUAAAAAGUAUAAAUCACUAUCAUUCAAUGUGUAUUGUCUAUGAUGUUCAAUUAACUAAUGAUAUAAAAGUAGUUUGAAUGAAAGUGUGCACGGUUCAUGUUUGUAAAAAAAAAAAAAAGUAACAAUAAAAAAAGUAUUAAUACAAAGACUAUAUAAUGAGGGUUUUUAAACCGUGAAGAAUAAUAUGGCAGUGAUUUAAUCCUUUGUCUAUUAAAUAUAAGGAAAAAAGUAGAAAAAAAAGCAAGUAUAGCCAGUAUAAUUUAUGCAAGGAUAGCAGCGAGUACAAAUGUUUAAUAAACACAAUGCCCUGCUGAAAAAUUAUCAUUUGUGUAAGCAUUGAUCAGUCUGACAGUUUUUUCCCCCUGUCCUGGCGAAAUUAAUGUGCACUAUUGAUAGAGGUACUUGUAGGACAUUUUGAUGG
Ictalurus punctatus (channel catfish) is the source of this 1163-nucleotide messenger RNA. RefSeq lists its product as uncharacterized. NCBI's taxonomy places the organism in Eukaryota, Metazoa, Chordata, Actinopteri, Siluriformes, Ictaluridae. The transcript has 5 exons. The record is from RefSeq and is a predicted model, not a curated record. The coding region runs from base 95 to 463 and encodes 122 amino acids.